AUGACUCCCAGGGGACGAGGGCAUGCCGCCCUUGAUACUCUAUUUGGCUGUGAUGACGAGGCGCUUUUCGCCAAUCUUGACCAAGGGGACAAGGGCCUCCUGAUAGUGCAGGACUUCGCCUACGCCAUUACGUGUGCUCGUGCCUGGGCUUAUGGUAUGGCGAUUCCUCCCGCGCCGGAGGUUCGGGCUGCUCAGUAG
This is a messenger RNA of Perkinsus marinus ATCC 50983, 198 nucleotides long. RefSeq lists its product as hypothetical. The transcript is spliced from 3 exons. NCBI's taxonomy places the organism in Eukaryota, Perkinsozoa, Perkinsida, Perkinsidae. The record is from RefSeq and is a predicted model, not a curated record. The coding region runs from base 1 to 198 and encodes 65 amino acids.